AUGGCGAUGAUGAUGACUGGCCGUGUGCUGCUGGUGUGUGCCCUCUGCGUGCUGUGGUGCGGUUUUUCUGGAAUUGCGGCCGAUUUUGUCGGCAGUACCAAUGGCAGUGCGGGUGAGUAUUGGGUCUCGUGGUGGAUCACUCAGCUGCGGAGGGAAUGCGCGGAGGAGGUCAUCAGGAGGACGGGAGGCAGGACGAAUGUGUCUGCCGUUGAGGAAUGCGUGCGUCAGGGGAUGGACGGUGUGCGUGCCGUUUUGGAUGGCCGCAGCCGUUGGAGGCCUCAACGCUCUGCCGUUGUUGUUGUUGUUGUUGCUGCUGAAGAUGGUGGGGAUCCUGUCAAAAACGGCGACAGUUCGGAACGGUCAUUUUCAUCGGAGCAGAGUUUGCAGGCGGGACGAGUUUUACCAGCAGGAGGAGGAGGAGGAUCUGGAAGUUUGCCGGGAGGUGAGGGUGGCACGGGAAAUAACCCACCACCGCCACAUUCUCCUCCAACAGGACCAUCUCUACCGACUCUACCAGAAAAAAAGGCAUCAUCAUCAGCAGCAGCAGAAGAAGAAGAGGAAGAAGGAGUAAAAUCAGAUCCAAAAAACAAUGAAAAUAACCCGGGAGAAAGACUACAAGAUCGAGAAACUCCAAUCGACAAUCAACAUACACAAAAUCCAGAAGAAAUACCACCAGGAAAAAAAUUGAACGAAGAACACAAUAAAACCAAACAACCACCACAAGGGGACGACCAGCCACCAAAGGUCGAAGAAAUAACACCACGCAAACCCGUAGAGGAACCUCCGAUAGAAAAAGAAGACGUUGAUGAACCUGACGCAGGUGCUGCAGAACGUAAUUCAAUUGAGAGUCACCUGGAAGCAACACGCAAGCAUGCAGAAAAACCUCUGGCAGGAAGCGAACACGUUGAUAAAGAAAAUGAUGAUCAAAAAGAAGAAAAGGAAAAGAAACGUGAAGAACAAGAAGACGCUCACGUACAACAACAAAACGGAAAACACGACACACUGCAUGGCUUACCAAUAGAGGCAGGGGCAACGCAAGGUUCACUGGCAAAUUCACCUCUAGAAGAAUUGCAACAGAAGCAGACCAGUGCCGGUUCAACAAAGCAGCUAGAAGGAGAAGCUCCUUUAAUUAACGCGGAUGGUACAUCAAAUGGAAAUAACGACCUAUCAUUACCCUCCGUUUCUGCACGUGCUGGAGUUGCUGGCGCUCAUGAGGCCGCCAAGGGAAACGCGGAGGUUCAAAACAAUGCUGAAUCCACUGAAACAGCAGUAAAUAAAAAAGAUGACUCAAAUGAGCAUCUCACAGAAAAUGACAAAGAAUCCGCGAAGGAUAAAAACGCCCUUUGUACAAAUGCCACCGCAAAUACAGGCGACAGUGACGGCAGCACCGCGGUCUCCCACGCCACCUCCCCUCUUUUGCCUCCUCUUCUUCUUGUUGUUGCGUGUGCGGCUGCUGCUACGGUGGUGGCCGCGUGA
This is a messenger RNA of Trypanosoma cruzi, 1476 nucleotides long. Its product is annotated as mucin-associated surface protein (MASP), putative. Bases 1 to 1476 code for a protein of 491 amino acids. The record is from RefSeq and is a predicted model, not a curated record. The transcript has a single exon. Lineage: Eukaryota; Euglenozoa; Kinetoplastea; Trypanosomatida; Trypanosomatidae.